Microdochium trichocladiopsis is the source of this 1988-nucleotide messenger RNA. RefSeq lists its product as uncharacterized. The record is from RefSeq and is a predicted model, not a curated record. Gene Ontology annotation, cellular component: nucleus. NCBI's taxonomy places the organism in Eukaryota, Fungi, Ascomycota, Sordariomycetes, Xylariales, Microdochiaceae. Gene Ontology annotation, molecular function: DNA-binding transcription factor activity, RNA polymerase II-specific; RNA polymerase II cis-regulatory region sequence-specific DNA binding. Gene Ontology annotation, biological process: regulation of transcription by RNA polymerase II. The coding region runs from base 5 to 1699 and encodes 564 amino acids. The transcript is spliced from 4 exons.
GACUAUGGCGUCUUCCGCUGGCGGAAGCGCCCAUGUCGUCGGCAACAGGGACGGCACCGGCCAGAACGGAUCUUCGUCUUCGACAGCAACGGCGGCCGCACCCGCCGCUGGCAACUCGGCACAACAGAACGCUCCAGACACGGCCUCUAUGCUCCGGCAAUGGCAGGAGUCUCUCGCACGGCCUCGUAUUGCGGUCAAUAUCAUCACUAUCCCACUACCGACUUUCUGUGGCUGGGGCGUCCACCAAAGACAAGUUAUUCGAUCCCUGCACAGUGCUUCCAUUGGCAGAGCUGUAGAGUAUUGUCAUGAUGGAACGCGAAACGAGUGCGUCUACCUGGGCCCCCUCGCCGAGUUCUUGGCCGCAGGAUGGGCAAUCUACCAGGUCCCAAACCAGAUCAUGCCCACUGUGGUGCAAUCCGUCACUCUGCCCUCCUUCCCACCGCCAGUCCCUACAGUCCCUGCGACAACAGCCUUGUCUGCAUCGCCGUCGCCGGCAGUCUCCCUCUCGACUGGACCCAGUCGUCUGUCAUCGCAGGCUCACGCAGCAGUCACUCAGCCUGGCACUCUGCAGGGUGCCAAUGGCGACGCUUCCGUGGGCCAAGAAGCUGGUGGGACUCCAGAGCCUCGGGCCAAGAAGCUGAAGCAGUCCAAGAAGGAAGGCAAGACUCCCCGCCCGCCCAACAGCUGGAUUCUAUAUAGAGCGUACAGGUGUGCAGACUUUGCCAAGCGGUUCCCCAAGUCAACGAACAUUGAACUAUCUUCUCUCAUCGCCGAGGAGUGGAAGGCCAAUCCUGUGCAUGGCAAGCCAUACUGGCAGCAGAAAGCUCGAGAGGCGCGUGACGAGCACAGCAAACUCAAUCCAGGUUAUCGCUACGCGCCGACUUCAAAACGGUCCGCCAAGGAGCCUGUCGUCAAGCAGCCUCCACAGUCCCAAACUUUGAUGGAGGCUGACCAGACCUCGAUCGUGGACGCCAGUCAUCUCACCACAGAUGUUGAACCAUUUCAGAGUAAUCCUGGCUCCCCUGCGCUUUCUACUUUUCAGCCUGCCUCUUCAUCCACCAAGUCCGAGCCUGACCACGGGGCAACGCUACCUUCAAGCUUGGAUCAGGCUCCUGCUGCAAAGAUACCCGACGUCCCGGCGGCGCAGUACAUCCCGGAAGGUGCUGCCGAUGCAUCACAAUCCUCUGAGUAUGAGGACUUCAACUUUGAUCAGAUCCAUGCCUACUUGGCAGCCAGUCCAAUCAACCUGCCCAUGGAGCCCGAUUUCGGUCCUGCACCACAGUCCAAGGUUGCCGCAACCGGUCCAGAGCCCACCAUCGAUCAGGACCAAGUCAUCUUCAGCAACCUGCCCGAUGGCCCACUUGACCUGGGACUCCCCGAGGAUGCCACCGCACCAAUCAGUACGCUUGACCAGAUGCAGGCUUUCGUCUUCAGCCAGGACGCGAGCUUCCCAUCAUCACCUGCCGCCGCCACGACGAUGCCUACCGCGGACAUCCAAGACCCCCUGCCGGCACCCGCGCCGGUUCUGUCCACACCUGUCCCUGGUCCCAGUCACGACUCCUCCUCGUUCUCGUUCGACUUCCCCAGCGAGGACGUCGACGAUGGCGACUUCAAGUACGAGGAUUACCUGAACGCGGACGUCUUGCAGGACCUCCCCGGCGACUUCCCCACGGACUUUUCCGGCUUCACCCCGUUCUGACCGGCUCGGGCCGCGGCAUCCACACACACACUCUCUCUGGGACACGGUUCUUGAUUCUUUGUUCAUCAUUUGUUAUUGUUCUCAUCAGUGUCAUUAUACUUUUCUUUUGUUGUUUUUGAUUUUGAUUUUUCCCUCCCCUUGCACUCGGAGGGAACAGGUCAUUUCAUGAUUAAGAGACAGCAGUAUUUCAUAGUGUUUUCUUCCGGGAAGUGAAUGUCAGGCAAUGGGUCGAGGCAAGACUUUAUCCCGUGCCCACGAAAGGAACCAGGACUACACGACGAUUACACCA